AUGCCCUCGGCCAAGACGACAACGACGGCCGCCGCCGGCCCUGGGCCCGAGGCUGCCGAAGCGAAGCCCAAGAUCCUGCUGCAUCCGGUGCCCGUGUACGACUCGCCGCUGGCCAAGGGCGUCUCCGUGGGCCGCGUCGCGGUGCUGCUGGGCCUGUUGGCGUGGCAGAUGGACAAUCUCGUCGCCGACCCCGUGUCGACGCUGUGGAGGGCGCUGCCGGUAGUGGCAGCCGUGCAGGCCGUCUACGCGGUGCUGUGUAUUCCGCCCGCCGGGUCGCCGGGCAAGGCGGGCAAGAAGCCGCGGCCGGGUGAAAAGGCCCGCAAGAAUGACGGAGGAGCCAAUCCCAUUUCUAGCGCCAUCAUCGCCCUCCUCCUCUCGACGCUGACGGUUCCGGCUCUAUACGCGCUGUUUGUGCUCUUCGGCGCGCCGUUCCUCUCACACACCGCGCACACGGCGCUGUGCGCGGCGCACUUUGCGCUGCUGGGCGUGUUUCCGGUGGUGCACGCGCGGGGGCUGGACCGGACGGCGCUGGUCGCGGUGGCGGGCGCGACGGCGCCGCUGGACGAGACGUUUGGCGCGCUGGUCGGGGCGGCGGCGGGCGCGUGGCUCGGUGCGGUGCCGAUCCCGCUCGACUGGGACCGCGACUGGCAGCGGUGGCCGGUGACAAUUGUCGUGGGCGUGUACCUGGGCGCGGCGGCGGGGAGCCUGCUGGCGGGCACGGUGCUGUACGGCAAGAGGAUGGCGGGGAGCCCGGUCAAGGCGGAUUAA
Messenger RNA from Beauveria bassiana ARSEF 2860, 768 nucleotides. RefSeq names its product GPI-anchor biosynthesis protein PIG-F. Gene Ontology annotation, cellular component: endoplasmic reticulum membrane. The transcript has 2 exons. Gene Ontology annotation, biological process: GPI anchor biosynthetic process. The record is from RefSeq and is a predicted model, not a curated record. Bases 1 to 768 code for a protein of 255 amino acids. Lineage: Eukaryota; Fungi; Ascomycota; Sordariomycetes; Hypocreales; Cordycipitaceae.